CUGGCACGCACUACAAAUCGAAGGCUCAUUCACUCUCCACAACCCACCCAGAGUUUCUCCACUCCGUCUCCACUGCAGCUCACAACUGCCAUCAAUCAGUACCCUGCUCACUCACAUCCCUCCAAUCUAUCUAUCUUCCAGACACUAUCGAUGGCUACCGUGACUGCUUCACACUUUGUAUCAAGAAGCUCACAUGUAUCCAGUGGAGCAACUUUGGGAUCAGAAAAUAAAACAAACUUGGCUCAAAUAGCCCUAAGGAACCAUACUGUGGCUCACAAUGGCUUGAGAUCUUUAAGCAUGCUGGACAUGCUUGAAAAGAAAACGAAAGCCAGGCAAGCCCGGAGAAAAGAGGUCAAAACUCAGAGUAACAGGCCUUCGGGAACUAUCAUAUGUGGAAUUGGGAUGAACAUAAUUUUUGUGGCAGCCGAGGUGGGCCCAUGGAGCAAAACUGGUGGGCUUGGAGAUGUUCUUGGUGGGCUACCACCAGCCAUGGCAGCUAAUGGGCAUCGGGUUAUGACGGUGUCACCACGCUAUGACCAGUACAAGGAUGCUUGGGAUACUUGUGUGAUUGUGGAGAUAAGAGUUGGAGACACAAUUGAGACUGUUCGCUUCUUCCACUGCUAUAAACGUGGAGUUGAUCGUGUUUUUGUUGAUCAUCCAAUAUUCCUGGAGAAGGUUUGGGGAAAAACUGGAGCAAAGGUCUAUGGCCCUAAGGCAGGAAACGAUUACCAGGACAACCAACUUCGAUUUAGCUUGUUGUGCCUAGCAGCUCUAGAGGCACCUAGAGUUUUGAACUUAAACAGCAAUAAAUAUUUCUCUGGACCAUAUGGUGAGGAUGUUGUCUUCGUUGCCAAUGAUUGGCACACUGCUCCCCUUCCAUGCUACCUAAAAAGUAUCUAUCAAUCCAGGGGAAUGUACACAACCGCCAAGGUCGUUUUCUGCAUACACAACAUUGCGUACCAGGGCAGAUUUGCCUUCUCAGACUUCGCACUUCUGAAUCUGCCUGACCAAUUUAAGAGCUCUUUUGAUUUUAUUGACGGGUAUGAAAAGCCUGUCAAGGGAAGGAAAAUUAACUGGAUGAAAGCUGGAAUAUUGGAAUCAGAUAGGGUUUUAACCGUGAGCCCCUAUUAUGCCCAAGAACUUGUUUCUAGUGUUGAAAAAGGUGUGGAAUUGGAUACCAUCAUUCGUAAGACUGGCUGCACUGGCAUUGUGAAUGGCAUGGAUACCCAGGAGUGGAAUCCAGCAAUGGAUAAGUACAUUGAUGUCAACUUUGACAUCACAACUGUUAUGGAAGCAAAACCUCUCUUGAAGGAAGCUCUUCAAGCAGAAGUUGGGUUGCCUGUGGACAGGAAUAUUCCUCUGAUUGGUUUCAUUGGUAGACUAGAAGAGCAGAAAGGUUCAGAUAUUCUAGUAGCUGCCAUUCCAAAAUUCAUCAAUAUGAAUGUUCAGAUAGUAAUCCUGGGAACUGGCAAAAAGAAUUUUGAGGAGCAGAUUGAACAGCUCGAGAUAUUGUACCCUGAGAAGGCUAGGGGUAUAGCAAAAUUCAAUGUUCCCUUGGCCCACAAGAUAAUUGCUUCAGCUGAUUUCAUGUUGAUACCAAGUAGAUUUGAACCUUGUGGUCUCAUUCAGUUGCACGCUAUGCGAUAUGGAACGCCGUGUAUCUGUCCCUUGACUGGUGGAUUGGCCGACACUGUCAAAGAUGGUUAUACAGGAUUCCAUAUGGAUGCUUUCAGUGUUGAAUGUGACACUGUUGACCCAGCGGAUGUAAUUAAGAUUGUGACUACUGUGGCGAGAGCCCUUGCGAACUUUGGUACCCUUGCCCUAGCAGAGAUGAUCAGAAAUUGUAUGAUACAAGACUUUUCAUGGAAGGGCCCUGCCAAGAAUUGGGAACUGAUACUACUGAGCUUAGGCGUUUCCGGCAGUGAACCUGGAAUUGAAGGGGACGAGAUCGCCCCACUUGCAAAGGAAAAUGUUGCCACACCAUGAGGGCUGUGAUAUUAUCAGCAUGGAACUUUUGGUCCGUUUAGUAUAGUUAAUAUAUAUAUAGCGUGUCAAGUGGAGUGGAGUGCAUGUGGGAAAAACUGUUUGCAUGGGGUGAUGUUGAAGGCUGACCUGACCCGGUGGACCGGAGGUGUGCAUCCAUAAUACAGCUAACUAACAUAUGCACAAACAAUUUAUCACUUAAGGUCCAGAGGAGUGUGGGUUUUUUUUGGUCUCUCUAAGCAUCAAUGUAAAGUGUAUAAUAAUCAUAUUCAUAGAAAAUUUCUUGUUAAGAGUGUAGUGUUUCUUUCUCCAGCUGCAUUCCUAAAUUGUACACCUUGUUAUCAAAUUCCAUUCCAUCAAUCCCCCGGGCUCCCACUUCCCAGAUUUUCACAUUUUGGGUGCACAAAUAGAUAGGCUACUUAAUUUAAGCUAUACACAGCUUCUUGGUUCUCAAAUGUCGACACAAUGAAUGCUACACCAAGGAUCCUUAAUUUGGUUUCU
This is a messenger RNA of Ilex paraguariensis (yerba mate), 2484 nucleotides long. The record is from the annotation of a GenBank genome assembly. Lineage: Eukaryota; Viridiplantae; Streptophyta; Magnoliopsida; Aquifoliales; Aquifoliaceae.